UCUUCGUGAACGGUUCUGUCGUUAUCGAGAAUCGAUAAUAAUCCAUGAAUGUUUGGAAAAAACAGAAAUGCAUCCUGUCAAGUUUGUUUUCUUAAUAAUAAUUGGACACGUUAUUGCAGUAAACAAUGGAGAGAAUAUUUGUUCUGAUGUGAAAGCUGCCACCUGUUGUGCCAAAAUUAGGCCGUUGGAAAAUGGCCAAAAGAAACCAGCUGAACUGACGCCCCCAACAAAACAAAAGAAUCGAAGCAGAAAAUACGAAUUGCAAAUUUUAAAAAAACAAAACGAAAAUUUCUCAAUACAUAAUAAUGAAUUGGGCGAGUCUAUUGGUCAACUCAAUGCAACUGUUCAGACUCUAAGGGAAAAUAUUUCGAAAAUUGAAAGAUAUGUUGACCAACAAUGGAAUUCCGAAAUAGAGAAAACUGAAUUACGAUUACAACAAAAAUACGACAUAAACUGCGGUGAAAGUUUGAAAAGACAGAUCAAGAUAGAUCAGCUCGAGAAAGAAAUUAAAACUUUAAAGAGUAGAAACGAAAGGUUGAAUAUCUCGUUAUCUAGUAAUAAACAAAAAAUAGAGGAUUUAAAAAGUCAGUUAGAUGUAAAGAAUAAAGCUCUACAUGAAUUUCAAGUAAAACCUAAAAAAUUUGACAAAUUCACUUAUUGUAACAAUCUUUCCACGGGUAUUCACGAUAUUGAAAUAGACGAAAUUUCUUCAAUAACUGCACGAUGCAAUAAUGAUAUCGCCGGCGGUAAUUGGAUGGUCAUUUUAAAUCGUUUUGAUGGCAGUGAAAAUUUUACCAGAAGCUGGAAUGAAUUUCGCAUGGGUUUCGGUAAUUUAAACGGAGAGUUUUUCAUUGGUCUCGAUCAUCUUCAUCGCAUUACCAACUCUCAGCAGUUUGAACUUUAUGUGGAAUAUAAAUAUUUCGAUGGUAUAAAAGGUUUUGCUCGCUAUGAUAAUUUCAGAAUAGGCAACGAGAAUACUGGUUAUGUUCUUAAGUCAUUGGGUGCCUUUUAUGGCUCUAACAUAGAUGAUCUCAUGACGAGUAACAAUUUAAAUCAAAAAUUCACGACCUACGACAAGGACAACAAUAAAGAUUAUAGAAAUUGUGCCCAAACAUUCAAGGGUGCUUGGUGGUUUGGGUUCUGCAGGGGACCAAAUCCUCUUGCACAAUAUUCACGCAAUGCAAGAUCCAGCGAAUUAUCGAGUAUGAGCUGGAAUGGAUUUAAUCCUAUUCGAUCAAUUCUAAUGCUAAUUCGUCCAAAACAAUAAUUAUUCAAUUAAAGCUAUCCAAUUUCUUGCCUAGCUGGACACCCAUUUUAUAUAGGACAUGAUAAACAAAAAAAUAUAAAUCAAAGAAUCCGAAUUUUCUAUAUGCUGGCAAUUACAUAUAUUUACAUUCAUAUAAUGAA
Drosophila willistoni is the source of this 1407-nucleotide messenger RNA. RefSeq names its product ficolin-2-like. The record is from RefSeq and is a predicted model, not a curated record. Bases 68 to 1267 code for a protein of 399 amino acids. NCBI's taxonomy places the organism in Eukaryota, Metazoa, Arthropoda, Insecta, Diptera, Drosophilidae. The transcript has 3 exons.